CAUGCCAGGCGCCGCCAGCUGAUUUCCAUGGCCAAGUGCCGCAGUCGCCCGCAAUCCAUACUCAACGAUGAAACGCCCACGCCGGAGGCAUCCUGUCCUGCUCCUGCUCCUGCGCCAGCUCCAGCGAAUCCCUCGCCGCAACCCCAACUCCAACCACAACAACAACAACAGAACUACUUACCUCAAACAUCUUUGCUGAAAAUCGAACCGUUCGUUCCUAGUUUUAAUCAAAGACUACGCCGGCGUCCUAUUGGUCGCUCCCAUAGCACCUUAAGCCACAACGUCAUCCCGAAGCGAUCAGUGCAGCAGCAACAUCACCAGCUGCAGCAACAGCAGCAGCAACAAAUCCAACAGCAAUCGGAGUUGCAAGUUGGCCAGCAGCAACAUCUAAAGCGCAGCUAUGCAGCAGCCGCCCAAUUGCGUCAGCAGCAGCAGCAACAGCAGAGGAAUCUUCCAAGAGGAGUGGGAAUACAGCGGCAGCGCUCCAAGUCAACCUCCUCCUCGGCGGCCUCCAAUAGUUGUCGUCCAGCGACGGCUGCCGUGACACCCAAUACUCUAGUGGGCAGUACAGGAGGAACUCUGGUGAGCGGAGCCAUCGUUACGCCGCAGCCAAAUGGCAUCUGCAGGAUUCAGAGAUUACCCAAGGAGCGCGAGGAGCUGCCCGAUCGCAUCAACUACGACAAGAGGGGACUCACUGCGAUUCCCAUCUUCGAGCAGGAGCCCAAUCUUCGAUUGCUGUCGCUGCAGCACAACCUGAUCAAUACCUUCCACAUACCCAAGGAGCUGCCACCGCCACCGCCGCCACCAGUGCCUCCUCCUCCGCCCAUUGCCACGCCGCGGGAGAGCAACAACAACAAUAAGCUGGGUGAAUACCACAAUGGCAAUGGAAUCAAGGAGGGCGGACGCUCUGGCCUGCGUGGCCAUCAUCCCGGCAGACUCACCCGUGCCAUGACCAAUGCAGGCGCCAAUUCCCAUCGCCUCUCGCCGAAAUCCGGAGGAAGUCCUGGUUCCGGCAGUCCACUGACCACCCAGGCACUGGCCAUCAAUGGAGGAACCGCCGCUGGACGCUCCAAGUUGGCCAAAAGGGGCUACAACUAUGGACAGGCACAAUUGACGCCGCCGCCGGCGCUGCGCAUGCGCUAUGGCUUGGAGAAGUCCAAGAGCUUUGUGAGCAGCAGUCUGCAGGCGAUGAAGCAUCAGCAGCAGCUCAUCCAAAGGCGCGCCUUUCUCAAGGCCACCAGAGGAGCUGCAGCGGGGAACAAUCUUCUCCAGAGUUGCGAUGAGGGAUCAUCAUCGCUGCUGCACAGCAGCAAUCUCUCACUUUGCGGCGGAUGUGGGGAGGAAGAGGAGUCAUCCGUGAGUGUCAUGACAUCCAUUUCCGCCCUGGAGCAGCUGAGCAUCAAGAACAAACAGCUUAGUUUGAGUGCCAGCUAUGGGAGCAUCUUCCAGCAGCUCGUCUUCCUGGAUCUCUAUGAUAAUCAGAUCGAAAGGAUAGCCAAUUUGGAUGGUCUACCUUCCCUUUCGGUUUUGUUGCUAGGAAAGAACAGGAUAACGGAUAUCGGUGGCCUGUCCUCGCUGAAGGAUUCCCUGAGAGUCCUGGAUCUUCAUGGCAAUAAGCUGACCAGUCUGGGCAGUCGCAUCAAUUGUUUGCAGCAGCUGAAAUCCCUGAAUCUGGCGGGGAAUCAGAUACGUCAAAUAAACCAGCAGGAUUUCAUGGGUCUCCGCUGUCUCCGGGAGUUGAACCUUAAAAGGAAUAAGCUGCGUCGGAUCAAUGGCUUCCAGCAUUUGGUGGCCCUGGAGAGGCUUUGGUUGUGCCACAAUGAACUCCAUCGGGUGGAUGACAUGGCCAGCAUAGCGAGGGCAACUCGCCUCCUGGAAGUUACCAUCGAAAAUAAUCCCGUUUCCCUCGCCGGCGAUUGUGUAUCCUUCCUGGUCUCGUACCUCCCGCUGCUGCAGUCCCUCAGCCAGAUGCCCAUCACGGAGCAGGUGCGUCGGGCGGCUCUCGCCUGGCGACAGCACAAGGAACAGGCACAGGCGGCUCCUGGUAGCUCCGAAGCCUAUCACAGCAUCCGACGGGAGGAGGUGAUUUCGAAUGCGCGGACCAACUGGGAGCUGCUGCGAUCCCAACAGACGGUGGUGGGCGGUCGUCCCAAGAGUCGACUGACCAGCGAGCUGGCCAAGAUCAACGAGUCCAACGAGGGUCCCACAGAGGCAGAGGAAGCAGGGGAAACGGAGGAAUCCGAGGAGUCUCAUCAACCCAAAGAACUAAUGGACGAACUGCAGGCUUUGAUUAAACUGCCGCCCAUAGCGAAGGGUCUUAGGAAUCCCUUGGAAGAGGAUUGCGCCUCCUCAGAGGCCUCGAGUCUAGGACCCAAUGUAGACUCCUGUUCCAGUUGCUAUAGCUCGGAUAAUGAGGAUAAUGGUGGCUCCAAAAAUAAACCGCAAACGCCGCAGAUUGAUGAGAACUGCAAUAAAGUGGAAAGGGCACCAGUGGCUAGCCAAUCUCCUGAAGAGAUCAAAGUAACUCCUCCAGCUCCCCCAUCCUCUUCUCCUUCGCCACCUGCCUUGACCUUGACGCCGCCAGCUGCUCCUGGCACCCCAGUGCCUCCGGGAGCCUCCACUACACCUCCUCCUCCAGCGUCUACAGCCACCUUGCCAGUGCCCUCCACUGCAUCUGCCACUACAAGUCGUCCAACCAGCAGCAAACAGCGUUCCCGCCAUGCGCCCAUCACCCAGUUGGGUCUGCAGAUCAACCAGCGAGGCGGAGCAGGUGCCUCCUCCAAGCGCUACAUGGCGGGCAGCCUGGUAAGGGCACAAACAGUGAGCAGCAGCACCAGCAACAGCAGCAGUUCCACCAGCAAUGGACGAGGAAAGGCCACCAGUAAUGGCUUGACUUUGGUGGCCACGCAAACAAAGACGGCUACGAACAGCUCUGCCAAUCAAUCUUCAGCAGGAGCAGGAGGAGCAGGAACUGGAGGCUCAACAGCCGGAUCCACAGCUUCAGGAGGAGCAGCAGCAGCCACUCCAGCCAAUGCAGCCAUCACGGUGUCCAAGCCAAGCGCCGCUGAACGGGAAAGAGAACAAGGUGGCGAUUAUCUGAUUGAGAUUUGCGGUAGAUACCUCAACAUCUAUGGCCAGGGAGCCCUGCGCUUCAUCGACAAGCAGUGGAAUCCCGCCAAGGCCAACGAUGUUCACACCUUAAACUUUAGCUACAUCAACUUCAACAGCAUCGUCUGUGUGCUGGGCAGGAUUAAGGUGCGUUUCCCGCACGCCGAGCACUACGUUUUCCGCGAGACCAACAUCUCCUGUUUGGGGCAACUCAAUGGAUUGGCUGAGUUGCAGGGUCUGAGCAGCCUGCUCAUCGAUGCCGAGGGCAAUGGCAUCACGCUGAAGGAAUCCUGGCGGGCGUAUGCCAUCUACAGGCUUUCCCACUGGGGAUUGAAGCAGCUGAAUGGUCAGGAGGUGACCGAGGCGGAGGUGGAGGCCGCCAAUGCCAUGUACGUGGGACUCUCCGAUCUGGUGCUGUGGUCCAUGCCGGAGGUGAUGCUGCAGCCACUGUUGGCAAGACUUCGGCUGGAUGAAACCUGCACGGCCAGCAAGCUAUCUCCCAAAGAAUGGCUCCUGCGGCCGGACAACAAAUCCCUGCGUUUGGUGGUCGGCAAGGAGGCGCUGCAGUGGAAGAAGAAUGCAGGUGCGGCAUCCUCCGCCGCCUCCAUGAAUCUCAAUCCCGCGACAGAGGCGGGCAGCACUGCCAUGGCACCCAGUGCCAGGGAUCGAGGACGCCAACACUUUGCCCUGCUCCUCGAGAACACCUGCAAUGCCGUUGAGAAGCUGCACAAACUGGAAACCCUCUGGCCGAGCAUGCUGCUCGAUAUCGUCCGGAAUACUCUGCUGGAUUACGCCCAGUUGGAUGUCUACCUGCGGAACCUCAUGUGCGAGCUGAUGAAAUGAAUCGAAGAACUUAUUAGUCAAACUGGCUUUUAGAUAGAGGCACCAUUAUAUUCCUACUAUGAUCCUAGGCAUUUAACAAUCCUGUAAAGCAGCUGCUUACAACUAGUCCAAUUUUUAUAAAUAUUUAACAUUAAACAUGAUUCAAAUGGUGUCACAGGAAAUCAGGGUUCGGAAUUUGACACACAUGUUAAAAACAUGAAAAGUAGUAUUUUACAAUGUGAGCAAAAUUGUUGACAU
Drosophila takahashii is the source of this 4188-nucleotide messenger RNA. RefSeq lists its product as uncharacterized. Gene Ontology annotation, molecular function: protein binding. Lineage: Eukaryota; Metazoa; Arthropoda; Insecta; Diptera; Drosophilidae. The record is from RefSeq and is a predicted model, not a curated record.